Molecule: messenger RNA, 2811 nt
Organism: Cucurbita moschata (crookneck pumpkin)
Lineage: Eukaryota; Viridiplantae; Streptophyta; Magnoliopsida; Cucurbitales; Cucurbitaceae
Product: thioredoxin-like fold domain-containing protein MRL7L, chloroplastic
Exons: 6
Coding region: 310-1362 (350 amino acids)
Biological process (GO): regulation of DNA-templated transcription; chloroplast organization
Cellular component (GO): chloroplast stroma
Source: RefSeq, a predicted model, not a curated record
AUUUUGGGGUUCUGGGUUCUGAGGGGUUUUACAGAGAAACUCGAUACCCAUCUCAGCUUCGUUUUCAGUUCUUAUCCAUCUCUCCUAUGAACCAACGCUCUUCGCUUCUCCUUCCUUCUUUAUACUUCUUCUCCUUCUGAAGUUCUAGGCUUACUUUGUAAGCUAACUAAGUUUGUUUGGCGAAGUUGAAGUUCCAUUUAGCCAAAACCAACUGGAAAUCCAGACUUUCAUUUACAACUCUGGAAUUUCUUUAUUGUUGUAUUCUGAACCCUAUUCCCAAGCAAUACUUGAGGUCGUAAUCUUGUAGAAAUGGCGCUGCAACAUACACUACGUUUACCGUUUCUGGUUUUGCCUUCUUCUAAUUGCCGAUUCCAAGGGGGUGCUUUCGCCUUUGCGGCCACCAAUUCGCAACCCAGCGAUGCUUUCGCUUCAUGGAGGUUGAAGUCUUCUUAUCCUUCAUCCAUCGCUUCGGUGAAGUUGUCUUUCCUGGGUAGUUAUUUUAGAAGCAGCCCUCGAAGGGCCUACAAAACUGCUGGAUCCCUCUGGUCAGGUGAUGGAAAGAAGAAAAAGGGACAAGCGGAUACGGACUCCGAUGAGGAAGAUGAUUCUUCUUCAGCAGAGCAGCAAGACCUUGAGCCUAUGGAUGUAGAAGAGAGACGGGAAUGGAGGGAGAAGAUUAGGGAAGUGAUUGAUAUGAACCCCGAUGUUGAGGAGGAGAUGGACAUCAUGGAAAGGAGAAGGAAGAUGCAAAAGCUUCUAGCUGACUAUCCUCUUGUUGUGGAGGAGGAAGAUCCUAAUUGGCCUGAGGAUGCUGACGGUUGGGGUUUCAACUUGGGUCAGUUUUUUGAUAAGAUCACCAUCAAAAAUAAGAAAAAGGAUGAUAAAGAUGAUGAUGAUAAAGAUGACAAUGAUGAUGAAGUAGUUUGGCAAGAUGACAACUACAUUCGUCCAAUUAAGGACAUAGCAACUGCUGAAUGGGAGGAGGCUGUGUUUAAGGACAUUAGUCCACUAAUCAUUCUUGUACAUAAUCGCUACAAAAGGCCAAAGGAAAAUGAAAAAAUUCGCAAGGAGCUUGAGAACGCCAUUCACAUAAUAUGGAAUUGCAAUCUGCCUUCGCCAAGAUGCGUUGCUGUUGAUGCUGUUGUUGAAUGCAACUUGGUCUCUGCUCUUCAAGUGUCUGCCUUUCCAGAGAUUAUCUUCACUAAAGCAGGGAAGAUUUUAUACCGUGAGAAGGGAUUUGUAAGUGCAGAUGAGUUGUCCAAAAUAAUGGCGUUCUUCUACUAUGGAGCAGCUAAGCCACCAUGUUUAAGUGACGUUAGGGAUUAUCAGGAGGCGAUCCCAUCAGUUUCUGUUGAUGCCUGAUUAUGCCAUAGGAGGAUAGACAAAGUAUAUGCUCUUUUUGGUUUGUUGUAGAUGAGGAGUUUCAGCAAUCGGUUUGUUGGGGCAAUCUUUUUUCUAUUGAAAGGCCAGUGUCCUCUGUCUUUUAGUCCUGCAACUUCAUGAGUUGUUCAAGGUUAUUACCGAAAUAUGAAAUGUAUCAUAGCUUAAGAUGACAUAGCGACAAGAGCAGGUGCUCUUCUGGAUUCAAAAUCUUGUUGGCGAUGAGUGAUGAUGCCUUCGGUUAGUGACCAUCAACCAUCGUUUCCAUGGAAAAGGUAAUCUUUUUCAGGCAUCUCUUAACAUUUGCAGACUCUUUCUACGUGCUAAUUUGCAUACAUUGUAACAUCUUCUCGAGUCCACCCUUGUAUUAAAUUUAUGAAAUUCUUUGAUACCGUUGUUGCAUCAUUUUAAUUUAACAAUCAGCUGGAAUAAUCACAUGCAGCUUAGCUAAGUUCUAAGUUUGAGGCAGAGAAUGAGCACUAUCAAAAUUUUCGAUUUGGUCCUUAAAUUUUCAAAUUCGUUUUGUUUUGAGCAUUCAACUUCCAAUGUCUACUUUAAUUUCUAAACUUCUAAAAACCAAUGAUUUUGGCUUGAAGUCGUACCUGUAAAUAACAAGUUGCAGUGGUCGAAGUUCUAAUGUCUAUUAUUUGCAUUCUAUUUACAUUAGCAACAUUUUGUUGCUUAUUAUUAUUAUUUUUUUAUGGUUUAUAUACUUUUUAGGAUAUAGUACAAUGUGAAAAAUAUGAACAGAAAUGUGCAUAGGUGACCCAAAAUUUAAUAGGGAAGAGAUGAGUAGGUAAAAUGUAUAGUUUAUAAUAGAAGAAAUUUGAUGGGCAUUCAUAUUAGUUAAUUUUGGGAAGAAAAGGAACGGUGGAAAUUGCUUGCAAAGAGGAGUAGGUGAGUGGGCGAUGGAUGCCGUGUGUUGUGGGGCGCCUCACAAUAGUUGAAGAAAUCAAUUGUUGACUCAUCAUUGUGCUUUUUAAUUUUAGUUUUGACUCCAUAUAUAACUAACCAGUUGAUCUUUAGGAACCCACUGUGGAACCUUCAUUCCCUCUUAAGCUAGAAGGCAUUAAAAUGGUAAUAGAUCAGAACUCGGAUGGGUCGAGGCUAACCAAGGCUUGGACCCAUUUCAAUCACACCUUGAGAUCAUUUAGGCUCGGAGAAAGGUGCGUCUUAUGCUAGGUAAGCUCGAGACUAAGGCUAGCCCUAACUUCUUUAUGGUCAAUAGGGAAUGACUCGAGCGUCUGGUCUCGUUCCCUCUAAGAAAGGAAAAAUGUCCAAAUCUCCAACUCAAUCCUAGGUAAGGGUACAUCAUUAUAACCUUAUAAAAGGUAAAUCCAUUCUAAGCUUACAACCCUAAACCCUAAACCAUUGUGUCUUUGUUACCUUGUGAAUCAUUUCAUCCCCUAAAUUACAAAUCUAUGCAUAAAG